Messenger RNA from Miniopterus natalensis, 5045 nucleotides. Lineage: Eukaryota; Metazoa; Chordata; Mammalia; Chiroptera; Miniopteridae. The record is from RefSeq and is a predicted model, not a curated record.
UGGAGACAGAGUGUGUCCUGUGGCCCCGGGGGACUUGAGCGGUGCUUUCUGAAGUUGAGGUUCCGCUGGGAUUUGCGUCCUGCGCGACUGGGAGAGCCAGCCUUCCCUGCCAGCUCAUUUGUUGACUGAGGGACGUCCAGCUAGUGGCCAAGAUGUCUUCAGUGGGGAAGGUGUCCCAGGUUCCCAGCGGGAAAGUGUACCAGCAGAUCUUCGAGGCUGAGGUGCAGCUGGUCCACGCCCUGCUGGCCUCCAGGAAGCAGGAUGCGGAGUGUCCCAUGCCCCCGAAGGAUGGUAGCAGGCCCUUGAUGAAGAAGGUGGAUAUUCCUGAAGGGGAGAUGCUGUCUCCUCGACAGCGCAAGUGGAUGCAAGGCCUGCCCAAUGACUGGGUCACGGAAAACCCUGUUCUCUACAGGGAAAAGAAAAGAACCAAGAAGGAAAAGGCUCAGGAGAGUGAGAGCGCCAUCGCUGCCCGAGAAGUCCGGGGCCUCACGGACACCAUCGUCCCCGAGAGGGUCAGCACCGUCACUCUUCAAGGAGACUUUAAGAAGAGGAGCUACGAGAGUGCUCUGAAGAAUUUUAAGGAGGAGAUCACUCAGAUUGGGAUGGAAAUGGAACCUCUCAUCUUGGAGCCAGGAGCACGCCUUCUAAAAAAGCUGGCUGAGUUUGACGAAAACAUCAACUGUCUCUUCAAAAUGGUGGAAAAUGACAACAAGCUGGAGAACUAUGACAUCCAAACCCUGGGGGAGCUGUGGGACCAGGUGGCUGAGAAGUUCCUGCUCCAGAAGCAGGGGAUUAAGGAGCUGGAUGAGACGCUCAACUCGCUCGAGUUCUCCCGGGCAGAUAAACUAAAAAACGUGUUGAAGAAAUAUGUGGAAAUCAUAGAGAAAACUUCCUACCUCAUGCAGCCUGACGUGUACAGGCUGAUAAAUAAAGAAUCCAUGGUCAUAAACGAGGCCCUUCUGGGCAACCGGAGGGCCAUCGCGCAGCUGUUUGUCAAUCUGAUGGAGGCGACACUGAAGCAGGAGCUGGAGAGCCGCCGCCGCUGGCAGUGCCUGCUCGAUGCCUGGAAGGUUCUCAAGAAGGAAGCCCUGGUGCAGAAUCUGAGUGAGUUUAUGGCCAGUGAGAGGAUCCAGUCUCCGCCAGCCGUGAAGAAGGAGCUGGAGAGCAUGCUGAAGAACCAGGAAACCCUGCAGGGAAAGCGGCUGAGUCAUCUCUACACCAUCUGGUACAGCAGUGACCUUCUGCCCCCCAAUUACAGCAAAGCUCAACUGGAUGAAUGGUAUUCUUCCAUUUACUCCCUGAAUAAGUGCCUUGACACCUACCACAUGGACUGUAUGAUGCAGCUCCGCUUACAAUAUGAGAAGACCUGGCAGGAGUGCCUGGCGCACGUGCAGAAGUGCAAGAAGCAGCUGCUGGACUGGAAAGCCUUCACCGAGGAGGAGGCAGAGAGCGUAGUGAGCCCGUCCUUCUUCCAGAUGGUGGGAGUGCUCCAGAGCAAGGUGGAGGAGGAGCUGGAGUCCUUGGACAAAUCCUUUGAGGCCCUGGCGAAGCGGGCAGAGUGGCAGAGCUUGGACCUCUUCAGCUACUUCCAGGAUGCUGUGCAGCUGUGGGAGGCACAUCAGGGCAUGCUGUCUGUGCAGGAGCUGGAGCUGGAGAAGCGGAUGCACCAGCAGUGCCAGAAGCACAACCUGGAGAACCAGACCCAGGAGGCCCACCUUGAUGAGCUGUUGGACCAACUGAGGCAGCAAAGCAGUGAAAAAACACUGAAUUCUCACCUGGAAAAGGCCAAAGAUUUUCUGAAGAAUAUGAAAAGCAGGUAUGAAUAUUUUCAUGGCCUCUUGACAAAAGAAGUGAUGGAGUAUUCAGCAAUCAUACUGCAAGAACUCAACUCCUACAGCUCCAGUCUCAGCCGACACUUCCAUGUUCGUGAAAUCUUUGAACAGAACUUGGAUGGGGAAAUCAUUCUGAAACUCAGGGAACCAGAAGAACAUGAACAGCUGUUCCGGGAGAGAAUGAGAAAGCGGAGGGGGAAGCAGAGGGCUAAGGUGGAAGUGAGCAAAAGCGACGAAAGCAUCAGCGGAGGCGGGAGUUUCCUCUGGCCAGCGGAGGAGACGGAAGAACAGUUUCAAGACAUGGAGCCCUUGGGAGUUGAAGGGCUGGUGGUGAGCCCCUGGGAAGAAUCUGUGCUGAGCGAGGUGGUGGGGCCCAGAGAGGACUCCAUUCAGGGGUCGGAAGAAAUGCAAGCUGAAAGAGACGGCUCCCUGAGGUCAUCCCUGGACCCCGAAAACGUGGGGGUUCCAGAAAAUGAGAAGGAAGACAGUGGAGAGGAGGGAGCGGAGGAGGAGAGGAAGGAGAGGAAGGCGGAGGAGGAGGAGCGCGAGAGUUCAUCUGCGCCUGAGUCUAAAGUCUUGUUUUCUGCUUAGUCUGAAGCCCAGGAAGAGAGUCUGGGGGCUGUAUCCUCUGAGGACAUGGAGUCCUUCACAGUCACCAGUGGGAACACUUAUUUUGUCUUCCUACCCCUGGAACAAGAAGAGGAGGAUUGUGAGAGGUCCCAUUCCAGUCUUUCUGACAUUCUCAUCAAUGACACUUCCAAUGCCAAGUUCCUAGAACAAGUGAUCAUUUCAUCCGCACUAGUUUCAGAAAUUAAAAAACAGCUUCGAGCUGGCUUUUUUGAGCACUUAGAGAAGUGGUUUGACCAAUGCACUCUCAAUGCCCGAGUCACUGUGGCCACCAAGCUUGAUCAGCUGGAUUCAGAACUGGAGCUGCGUCUGCACCUGCACCAGCCAAGAGCCCAGCGCAUUGAAAAGGACAUCCACAAUCUCAGGGCAGCUGAGCUCUUGCUUCAUCAAGAGCGUUUGGACAGCCACUGUGCUGGGGUGAUGGAGGCGCUGAGGAAGGAGAACCUGAUGUUCUCCCAGUUCCAAGAGGAGCAAAAUGUGAAGACUAAAAACUUCCAUAGCAAGAUUUGUGACAUGGAACACAUCUUCCUGAAUGCCACCAGGAGCCAGAAGCUGGUCAGUCUCAGCAGCACCCUGCACCGGGAGCUGCUUAGCUACGUGGAUGUCAUCCAGGUGUCCCUGCGCAGCUUCCGCCAGUACUUGGAGGAGAGCCUGGGCAAGCUUUGCUAUACCAACAUUGAGUUCAUCAAGCACAGCAGAUUAUUUUCAGAGGGAGGCAACUUUUCUCCUGAAGAAAUUGAGUCACUAUGUAAUCGACUGGAGAAGGAAGCUUCCCGGAUAGAGUUUGUUGAAAACUCAAUCAUGAUCAACAUGGAAAAGAUGGAGAGCGACUACCUGGACCAGGCCAAUGAUUUCAUCAACAAGUUUGAAAGUAAAUUCCAUAACCUGUCUGUGGACCUUAUUUUCAUAGAGAAAAUCCAGCGAUUGCUGACAAAUCUGCAAGUGAACAUCAAGUGUGAGGUGGCAAAAUCUAAUUCACAAGCAAAUGGAUUAAAUUCUUUUCUGGAACAGCUUCAAAGCAAAGUAGAAAUGUAUCGAAACUCAAAGGGAGACAAAACAGUGGUGGCCACAGAAGACCUCCAGGGCUUCAUCCGAACUUGGAAAGAAAAAUUGAACCAGAGGAUUGAGUACCUCAAAUGCAGGCAGGAGAAAGUGUCCGUGACUCAAGUGGUUUUUGCUGACAGCGUCUUGGUUGACCUGGAUGUGGAGAGUGACAUCCUGGUGUCUCCAGAAGCCCUUGAAGAGGAGGCCAAGGUAGAUGCGGUCAACCACGAGUCCUUUGCCCAGCCGAGCCGCAUGGGGAAGCCCAUGAUUGAAGACCCAGCUAUAGGGGUGGUCAAGAAGAUCUUGCAGUCUCAGGAAUCAAAAUGCUCAGUUUCCCCAUGUGACAAAACUCGAUCGCAGACAGGCUUGAAGCGACACCGGAACCAGGGAGAACACUCUGUGAAGACUUUGUCCAAUGUCAAUGCCACCUCAACAGGAAGUGUCACACGGGUUUCCAAGUCCAACAGAAUGGACAGAAGGUACCAGGUGCUCUGCGACAGGCCACCUCCUCAGGCCGAGGAUUUUAAAGGGAUCAUCCUGACCCUCCUCUGGGAGAACAAUGAGCAUCUGAUGAACGUGGUGGAGGAGUUUUACCGCAAAGAGAAGCGCUUAGUCACCAGGCCUGACUGCAUGUACGAUACCUUGGAACAGUGCACUGAGAACAUUGGCAAGAAGAUUCUGGAGUACCAGAGCCAGACAGACGAAUACCACAACUCCUGCCUCAUAGAAUUACGAGCCCAGAUGAGGAGAUUUGAGGAGCUACUGCCCCAGGUGUGUUGGCUGAUGAUGGAAAAUUUCAAGGAGCACAGCUGGGAAAAAUUUUGCACCACAACCAAGGAGACCCAGGAACACUUCUGGAAUUAUCAGAAGCAAAUGGAGAAAAGGAAGGUGGGGCCCCCAGGACUUGCCCUUCCUCUCCAGGAUAAAAAUGCCCAGAGCCUUCAUCCAAGUCUUGGACACCCUAUAUAUCUAAAAGAAAUGGAGUCUCUAUGUCUACUGGAAGAGAGAAGACAGAAAGAAGUGGACUCCAUGAUUAUGACAAACAAGGAGAAGCUGGAGGAAUGCACCAGGAGGCAUGGCCGGUUAUUCAUAGCCAGCUUGGCCACCUUCACCGAGAAGUUCCUGCUGCAGUUGGACGAAGUGGUCACCAUCGAUGAUGUCCAGGUUGCAAAGAUGGAGCCCCCCAAACAGAAAACAUCAGUCCUUAUACGGAGGAAACUCGCCGGGCUCUCCCUGGAGGAAGAGAGUGAGAAGCCCCUGACUGAAAGGGGGAGCAGGAAGUGGCCUGGAAUCAAACCCACUGAAGUCACCAUCCAAAACAAGAUUCUCCUCCGGAAAACAUCAUCGAUCACCACCAUGAAAACAACCCUGGGCCACCUGGCAGCCGUGGAAGCCCGAGAUGCUGUCUACCUGAAAUAUUUAGCAUUGUUUGAGGAGGAGUUGAAGAAGAUCCAGAGAGACAACACAGCACAGGUGAAGGAGGCCCAGCGCUGGAAGGACAGCUGGAAUAACUCCGUGAAUACCAUCAAGGGCCUGUACUAG